Molecule: messenger RNA, 2921 nt
Organism: Porites lobata
Lineage: Eukaryota; Metazoa; Cnidaria; Anthozoa; Scleractinia; Poritidae
Source: the annotation of a GenBank genome assembly
AUGGCUGAGAGCGAACAAGCCGGUAGAACGGUCGUUUUGGGAGUGGAUGCUAGUGAACACAGCGAAAGAGCAUUUGACUGUAAGUGAAAAGUGUUAAAAUAGCUACAUCCAUUGUACGUUGUACAUGGUGACCACCCACCCUCGAUUCCUCGAUCUUAUAAACGUAAAAUCCAGUUUAAGGUGGCAAGAUUUAGCAAUACUCCAAACAGAAAAUGUCGAAAUUUAUUUUCUUUGUAAAUUCAAUCAUUGAAUGGCGAUUGUCAAUGAUCUAAAAUUAUGGCUGCUCCUACUUCAGUCGCUUUGUGUGAAUUUUCGUGCAAUGGCGUUUGUGACAAACUUCAAAUGAAAAUAAGCCCAAUUCUUUUCUUCGUGGGUAUUGUUUUGUGUUUCUAUUUGGGUCCAGAACUUGGGAGAUAAAAACACCGCUAAUGUAGACCAUUGCAUAAGUCGUGUCAACGAACACGCUUUCACGGGUCCAGCGAACAACUUAAUUAAGGCUUGUGCAGCAGGGGGUUAUGAAUGGAUAAACCAUAGAUUUGAGAUAUUUUUUAGCCCAAAUAUUGUUGACGUGGUGUACCUACGAUAGGAGGUUUUUAGUUUUAAUUUUGAAUCAUCGAUUACAAUUGUAGCGUUUGUUGAUGUUUAGCAUGCAAAUAAACUUAAUUAAAAAUAUUUAUGAGGAAAAUUCUUGUGGAUGUGUCUUAUCAUGUGACAUAAUGAUGAAUAGGAUUGGCUUAUAUAUGCUUACAUUGAAUUGAAAAUGUGCAUAUUUUGUUUUCAGGGUAUGUCAAGAAUAUAUACAAAGAAACUGACAAAAUAUUGGUUAUCCAUGCUCAAGAAUACCCAACUAUUCCUGCUGCACCUUACCCCUGUAAGUAUUUCAUAAAGCGAAAAAGAACGUAAGAAGAAAAAGCUAAAAAUAGUGGCAUGUACAGCAGAUGACCAGGUGCUCACCCAGCUGAGAAAACUGAAAAAAUGGACCCAAUAGUUUUCCCCAAUCCCACCAUGUCAACCCAACCUCACUUGCUCAACCGUCAAACUCUUGAAGUCUUUGUCAGGUAGCCAGUGGCGAUCUGGAACAUGUUUUUUUUUUUUUAACAAAUAACACGACACAUAUUUCUACAUGGUUUGAACAUCCCUGCCCGAUUUAGCGAAACUUAAUGUUGCACAUAUUACCAUGAGGUACGGCAUACUUAAAACUAGAGGUUAUCGUUGAUUAUGGAUUCAUGUUUGUCACUUACAGAAACGAAAUUGAGUCAAGAGGGGUCCAGUUUCCCGGCAGAGAUGCCCCUUAUAAAAUCAAUAGGGGCGGCUAAUCAGCAGUCACCUCUGAUAGCUCGAAAAUUUCUGCCUUUAUGCCACAGGAACACCAGAUAAGGAUGCAUUCUGACAAAUGCAAAUAUAUUUAUCUAGUAUAUACUAAAACGGUGGAUAGUGUUUUUCGCGCGCUCUGAUUGGCUACUCAAUCAGUGAAUAUCCUGCACUAUUCACUGAUUCACCUCCAGUUCCUCCGAGCGAGCGACGCCAAACUCGCGUAGGUUGCGAGCAAAAUGCUUUCCCAGUUUGCUGCCGUAACAAACUAAGAAAUUUCACAACUAAUCAAGCAAGCUAUUUCCGAAAUACAUGAAGAAGGUGACGAAGUUCAGUUUGGAAGUUUUAACAGGUAAAACUUUGUCUUUUGACUUGAAUAGUUAUCGAUAAAACCGGUGAAAAAGUUUUUUGUUUACAAAUGCAACUUAAGCUUAAGUCUUGCGUUACCUUAUUUAGUUGACUUGUUCAUAAAUAAGCUUAAAACUAAAUUUAAUAAUCUUUUUUACAGAAGAAACUUCCCCUCAAGAGCUAAACAAAUGCCUUCAAAAGUUUUAUUUGUUGCUAAGAAAAAGUGACGACCACGGCCGUUUGGUCAUCGCACGCCAAAAUUGUAAUAGUUGGCAAUAGUAAAUGAGUUAAAAAUCAUCAUUUUGUGCUCAAUUAUCUCACUGUUUUAGUAUAUACUAAAACAAUUAUUCACCUCAGUGUCGGUGGCUAGUAGUUGAUAUUUACCUCGCCGCUUCGCGGCCUCGGUAAAUAUCCAAUACUAGCCACCUCCACUUUGGUGAAUAAUUGUUAUUUAUUCCUUCAAAAUAUUUUUCUCUUUCAUAAUCAGCUAGCAGUUACUAAAUUUUGUAAGACAGUUGCGAUAACUGGUAAAAUGUUUUCAAUACGACACGCUUUCAUAAGAAAAAGGGAUGGCAUCAAAGAAAACAUGGGGAGAAGGUUGCAUUAGCCCAGUUGGUUUUGUAUAGGGAUAGAGAAAAUGGCAGAAAAUUCCAUGUUUUGUGGAGAAGAAGUAACCAAACUAUUUAACUGUCAUUUGUUGAGCCUUUAAGCCCUAAAUAUCAAAAUGCAAGGUUUCAUUUGUUGUCUUGAUAAUGCUGUUUUUGGUGUUUCUGUCCAUCUUCCCCUACCCUUGAAGUAUAACCAACAUUUGAACAUGUUUUACAUGCUUUCAGAUGGCUAUGCAUAUUAUGAAGAAUGGCAGAAUUUGGUGGAAAAAAGUGAUAAACAAGUCAAGGAACUGUUGGAGUGUUUUGGAACAAAGUGCAAACGCUUAAAGGAACGGGAAAAGGUAUUUGAAAGUGGUUUCUUAUGAACAGUUAGCACAUGUACAUUGACAGUGAGAUUUAAUUGACUUUUUUUGUCUUUUUUUUUAGCAAGAGUUCAAAUUGUACAAGGAAGAAAGCAACAGGCCUGGGGAAGUUAUUUGUAAACUGGCAGAAGACGAAGAGGCGAACCUGAUUGUAAUGGGUUCUCGUGGUAUGGGAACCUUGCGCCGUACUUUUCUUGGCAGUGUUAGCGAUUACUGUGUGCAUCACGCUCAUAUCCCGGUUGUGGUUGUUCCACCUCCAAAUCGUCAUGACGACCAUACCAAAUCAAGUUAA